GUGGCCAGUUAUGGCGGCGAUGGUUUGCUGUUGGCUUUCGUUAUAGUUUGUAGUGCUUAAUAAUAUUUUAAUCCUAGUAGAACUCAUAUUAUCUUAUUAUAAAUGUGCUCUAAUUAAGUUUAAGUAGUUUACGAGACAAAUUUGGAGAAAUGUUACUGUAAUGGAAGCCGUCGAAGACUCAAACUGUCACUCGAAUAGCGAUAGUUUUUCUGUGUAUGAGCGUUAUUUAAGAACUUUUAAUGUUGUGGACACGUUCUUGGGUGUAAACAGCUCGCCUGCUGCACACGAUCAAAUCCCAAAAGACGUCGCUGAACCGCCCAAUACCGGUAACGUUGACUUGUGUUUACGUAAAGUAAUUUCUAUCCAUUCUGAGGCAUCUAUUACUGCCUUUAGCUCCCUGAACACAGCUAAUUUAGGUGCUAAUUCUGCAGAGAAAAUAUCUAUCAGCAGCAAAUUACCAUUUCCUGAGUUGUUAGAUGGAGGUUCUUUGUUAAGCUCAUCAAUUACUGAAGAAAGUAACCUAACAGACAAGUCUGAUCCUGUGGAUCCUCCAGCCUCUUCCGAGGAUUCAAAGUCAGACCACAGUAAGCACCCAAAACCUGUCAUCAUAACCUCACUCAUCACUAUGGAGAACAGCAAUAAUGCUGUGGACAGUGUGCCAAUGUUCCGAGAUGUGAGACACAAUGAAAGUGUUUUCAAGCUGCCAACCACAGAACUGAGCUUCAACGGCACCCUCAAACAUGUGCAGAAACUGAAGCCCAUAGUAGACCCAUUGAGUGCGUUGACCUCAAGCAUGGGUUCGGAAAUAGAUAAGUUUGAGCUUCCCACUGAGACUCCUGAGCCUGUCAUGAGUGACAACAGCAACAACAGUGCAUUUAUAGAGCAGAAGAGUGAGAGUAUCUAUAAAAUGAGUGACUAUGAGGAAAAGAGUGAGGUUAGUAGGUCAGAUGCGACAGAGAGUACAGGUGACUCUCAAUAUGAAGAGUAUCCAAGGAAAGAGGUGGAAGGUGACAACAAGUGGGGCCUGGAACAAAGCUACUCAUCUCUAGAAGCUUCAUUUGACAGCGGUGUGAGGUCUCCAGAUAUGUUUUCUGAUGACGAGGAGGUUGCUCCUGAGGAAGUUGACUUCUGGGAUUUCCUGAAAGACUUUGAGGCACAUGACAAACACAAAAUUAAGAAGAUGGAGGCUACCCUCUCUGGGGUGCUCCCACCUCCAUCCGUGACAAUAGUCAAAACAGAUGUCACAGAAAUGUUGAAGAAAUACUACUGUUUCCUGCCAGCAUUCUCUGACCAACCGGUCUCUCCAGAAGUUAUAUCAACAACACCUACUAAAAGAACUUCCUAUGUCAAAAUACCUGAUGCUCAACUACCAGACAACAUAAUGCAGACAACUGACUCAAUGUCAAGCAUCAAAAUUGAGACCAAAGUGGAUACAGAAACACCUAUACCUAGUGCUUCUUCAUUAGAAUCAUCCACCAUUGAAAAACCUGAUUAUUCGUGUAGCAACCAAUCAGUAAUCAGUGAAAAACCUAGUUCAAGUUUUGGUAUUGUAGACAUGAAGCCUAAAAUCAGUGCUUUAAUUGAAAGAUCUGUAUCUAGAAGUUCAAUAUCAAAAGAAAGUUCUCACAAUGAUUCUGAGCUGAACACUAGUGCAUGUGACAAGAGUGUGGUCUUGAAGAUGUGCACUGAAAAUGAGGCUAAAGAGACACCAUGGCCAGACCUCCUGAAGUGCAGAUUUCAUGAUGUUUACUACAAUGUGACAAAGUACUCUGAGCGUUUGGAGUUGUUGGCUCUGCGGUGUGGGGAGAGGUUUGUGGGAGGCGAGACGGACACCUCGGUCACUGUGUUCUCUGGAGGCCUGCAGUCCCCGAGCAGUGCCAACAAACGGAAGGCUAUGAGGCUCAAGAUGGCUCAAGCCAAAUCCCCCGGGCGGCGCCUGUCACACCUGGCGCGGCGGCGACAGGCGUUCUGCAGCGCCGCCACCAUCGGGGAGAAGGCGCACACGUCUACUUCCAAGAUGGUGCUCAUUGAUAAGAAUUUCUUCCCGCACAGAAAGCUAAUCAACUCGGCCGAUCGAAAAAGCCCGCGCCUCCGUCGCACCCCGGGAAAACGGACCCCAGGCAGGAAAACCCCCGGAAAGAAAACCCCGGCGAAAACUCCCAAAACCCGAAGCGGUGGCUCCAGCAGAAAGAAAGCCAUGCGUCGACUACUUCUAGACCCUGAAACGCUAACCCGAUCUCAACCGACAAGAGAAACAUCUAAACGGGCUUUAUUUAUCAGCCCAGAGAAUCGUAAGCCCAUGCCCCAAGCGCCAAGCACCUCAGUGCCUCUUCAAGCCAUGAAAUCCAAACGAAAUCUCUUCGGAUCUCCAGUUAGGCCCGCGGAAACAAAGAGUCUGGACGGCAGUGAAAGCGACAUGUUUCUGAAGAGGAAACGGGACUCUGUGGACGGUCCAGUGGACUACGAGAGUCGAAGCAAGAUAGCCAAGAGUCUGUCGUUCGGCGGAGACACUAUUGGCAGUCUGAAGGCUGGCCAGAGCUUCUCAAGAAGGGCGUCGGAGAUGUUCGCCGCUAGGAGCAAUAUGGCCGAGCUGGAUGAGCAUCAUCGGAAGAAACUCCUCUGGGCGGUCUCCGAGGCCCUGCGCGUGCACGGCUGGCGCAUGCAGUCCCCGGGGUUCCGUGAGAAGGCGUCCCUGCUAGCUCGACUGACCAGACGGCUGCUGGCGCUGCCCCCGCACCGCGCGCGCCUCGCCGCCCCCGCGCACUCCACCUCCGAGACUAUGCUCAAAAUCGCCCGCAUGUACGUGUUCGCGAUCAUCCAGGGCCGCUCAGUCGACGAGUGUUUCCAGGAGGAGCAGACCCGGCUGGCCAACGAGUCCAACCAAAAAGUCUCCGGCUACAUUUCCGCUUCCGCCUACCAACAGAUUAAAAACAAAACAGCCACGAGCACGCUCAGCCAGUCACAGAUUAAAGAGAACACGUGCGAUGGAAUCAAACACGAUCAGCCAAGAAGUGGCUCGAAAAAUAUUCUCCAAGAUAAACUAUUGAAUGUCGAUUCGAACUCCAAUAGUAGUAGCGGACUAAGUAUGUUGGAUAAGACAGGUUUGUAUAAGUCUAAUUCUAUGCCGUCGUUUGAGGAAGCGGCUAAGAUGCGCGCGCGACGGCAGAUUAGUUUUGACAAUGUUGACUUUCCGAAGAGGUGAUUUGACUAAAGAGUUUUUAUUCUUUAACGUCCAUAGCGUAGUGUAUUAUUGUAUUGAGAGGAUGUUGCUUGCGUUUUACAAGUUAUAUAAUUAGUAAUGACUGAAAUAUCCCCUUAUAAGGAGAGGCCUAUGUCAGGGCUGAUGAUGAUGAUGACUGAAAUAUUGACACUGUUAUCUACUCUUGUUUUGCUUGUAGUCGUAACGUUACUUAUGAUUCAUAUCAUAGCUUGGUCAAUAUUAUACUAGAAAAGAGUCUGGAAAUUAUACAGAAAGUUAAAUAAAAUUUGCCUCCAAAAUGUAAUGUACCCAAUGUGUACAUUCAAGUCGCGAUCUCUCGGUCAGUUUGUUAAUUUCUCUGUAUCUAUAUUAUUUAUUUUGACUUUAUUUUAGGUUAAUCUUUGUUAAUUUACUCCUCUUUUUCAUAUUGAUUUAUUUUAUAUACCUACUAGUGGUUUUAUUCGUCUAACAUAAAUACAAUUUUGUGGGUCAAUCUUGGUCAUAGUAAAAUCAGUUUCCCGACAGUGUUAUUACUUGCAUCUCAUAUUAAUAGUGUGUUAAUAAUUUCAUUGUAAAGAUGACUGGACUGUUAGACUGUGUGAUAAGUGUUUUGCACUAUUUCAAGUAGGCAUAAAAGGCAAUUUUCUUGGUCUUAUGAGUAAAAUAUGUAAUAAGUACAUACAUAAGUAUAUAAAAUGAUGUAGUAAGUAUAUGUGUAGUAUACUGUACCUACUACUAUUAUUGCUUUUCCUGUGACAUUAAUUAGCACUAACUUCUAUCAACAUCAUCAUUAUAUAGACAAAAUAACAUAAUUAUAAGUAAGUCCUAAUUAUUAUCACGAGCUUCCUUCGCCUAUAGUAAUUUAAGCUACAAAAAAAUAGGGAAAUCGGGUAUCCGUUUACUUGUAGUAUAUACCAUUAUUGAUAGACUUCAAAUAAAUGUUAAAAUCAUCUUGCAAUGAUAACUUUUAAGUUUGUUACUUUUGCGGACUUUUUUUAUACGGAGACUGAGGACGACUUAGGUCUGUGUAUAUUCUGUUUUCUAAGUAGGUACUUAUAGUGGCUUUUUUUAUCACGUUUAAGUACUUUUAUGUAUUUAUCUCAUACCAAACCUAUUGUUAUAACUGUGCACUAAUUGUAAAGAGCUAUGUAAAUAUAAUCGGCUGUGUGGGAGGGCAUAAUUAUUUAGGGUUAGGGUAGAGCGUUGAAAUUCAGUGUGUGAUAGAUUUGAUGGAUACAAUUAAAUGUAGGUUCGUUAAUGAAGGCUAAUUUGAGUUUAAUAACUUUGUGUAAUCCGCGCACAUAAAGAAAAGUUUCUAAAAUUGCAAUUCCUACUAUAGAAUGACAGUUCGAAGCUUCUGCAAAACAGGGAUGCUAUAUAUUGUGUCUGAGAAGAUUAGGUAAAUGACUGAAGUGCCGCCAUUUUUGUCUAUUCUUUAUGCGCUACGAUUCUUCUAGGUAUGUUGGUUAGCAGUGUUUUUAAACGUUAUUGACAUGACUAUUGUAAAUAAGUGCGCAAGGCAUUGUUAAGCUAAUAUCAUUAAAUAACGUACAUAUUGACUUACACAUUGGAUCGGUAUCGAUUUGUGAACUUGCACAGGACAUGAUAAGUCUUAAAUACUAACCCCAUAUUACUUAAGCUGCGUACAGACCGGAGAAAUGAACGCCAACGAACGGGUUUCGUUGGCCUUCGUUGCUGCAAUCUGCCCUGUAUUAUGUAUGAUAAAUAUCCAUCGUUGGGCAUUCGUUGGGCGUUCGUUGGGCCGGUCUGUACGCAGCUUUAUAGGAUAGAUAUAAAGUUGCUUACACAUCGGAUAUAAUAUAACUCAGUCAGUUUUUCGAAACAAUUCAAAUGUUUCAAUUAGGUUAUUGAAUGUUUGUUUGUUCUAUUGUGUGAUAAAUAUGAGAGUAGUAUAGACUCUUUUCGGAGUAAUUUAAUGUAUUUGUUAUUGCUGAGUUCGCUCUCAGGUCUAUUGAUAAGCAAUAAAUUAUUUUU
Molecule: messenger RNA, 5194 nt
Organism: Plutella xylostella (diamondback moth)
Lineage: Eukaryota; Metazoa; Arthropoda; Insecta; Lepidoptera; Plutellidae
Gene: mi
Product: cyclin E-interacting protein minus
Source: RefSeq, a predicted model, not a curated record